GGUAUAUAUAAGCCUCUGAAAUCCACAACGAACAAUUUAACUCAAAGUAUUCUUCUAUACGAAAUAGUUGCAUUCGUCUUAAACAUGAAGAAGGUCAUGGAAAUACUCUGCUUAGUUGUCUUAGCAAUAGUUUAUGUUAGGAGUGACCAUGAAGGUAUUCAAAGUCGUCAUGGCAUUUGGAACAAUAGAAAAGUGCCUUACAGAGGAGCUGGAAAUUUCGAAAGUGGUUUAGGAUACGGUGGUGAUCAAAACAUUGGUGGAAAUUUCCACAGAGGUCAAGGUGGCGGUAGAGAUUAUGAUCACGAUCAGUCUGGUGGUGUGGGGAAUGGACCUUACAACGGUUAUGAAGACAGUAGUUACAGUAAUAAUGGUGGACUGGGUGGUUUAGGCGGUUGUGAUGGAGAUUACAACAAUGGUCCUCCAUAUGUUGAAUCGCUUUCUUACGCAAAACCACGACCACUUCGACGGUGUACAUACUACUGUCGGCUUAAUUAUUGCGAUUCCUACAAAUGUUAUUAUAUCUGCCGACCAAAGUGUGCUUGUUCGUUCGUAAACGCUGGCAGUGUUGAGACUUAUGGUCGUAAAGGAGGAAAGACUUUUGAAAUAAGCAAGCCAUUGAAGGAGAGAGUUGAAGGAUUCGACUACGUACCACCAGGUGAAGAAUCUUUACCCAACGAAGGAGCAAUAAAGUAUGAGGACGACUGAGCUGGAAAUAAAGACAACGUGCGACAUCUCAAGUAUUAAUAACCAGUACGAAUGUAUAAUAUCAUUAACCUUUUUUGUCAUUUCAUUAAAAGACUCUUCCUUCUGGUCAUU
This is a messenger RNA of Limulus polyphemus (Atlantic horseshoe crab), 816 nucleotides long. RefSeq lists its product as uncharacterized. Lineage: Eukaryota; Metazoa; Arthropoda; Merostomata; Xiphosura; Limulidae. The transcript has 4 exons. Bases 85 to 705 code for a protein of 206 amino acids. The record is from RefSeq and is a predicted model, not a curated record.